This is a messenger RNA of Passer montanus (Eurasian tree sparrow), 4046 nucleotides long. It is a transcript of the gene RWDD2A, whose product is annotated as RWD domain containing 2A. Gene Ontology annotation, molecular function: protein binding. NCBI's taxonomy places the organism in Eukaryota, Metazoa, Chordata, Aves, Passeriformes, Passeridae. The record is from RefSeq and is a predicted model, not a curated record. The transcript is spliced from 3 exons. The coding region runs from base 447 to 1385 and encodes 312 amino acids.
GGCGGCGGCGGGAGCGCGCGGGCCGCGUCCCGCUGGGAUGGGCUGGGAUGGGAUGGCAUGGGCUCGGUUCGGCUCGCUGUGACACCUGCCUCGCACAGCUUCGCUGACAGCACGCUCGGAUCAUAAAGUUGCCCCCCCAGAGCGCUGCUUUUGGCUGGGGCCGCGUUAAUUUUCUUCACAGCGGCCGGUACGGGGCUGUGUUCUGGAUUUGUGCUGAACAAAGUGGUGAUGAUGAUGAUGAUGUGAUGUUUUUGUGAUUGCUGGGCAGGGCUCACGCAGAGCCGAGGCCUUUUCUGAUUUCUGUGCUGCCGGGCUGGUGGGGAGGCUGGGGGUGCCUGGGAGGAGACACAGCCCGGACAGGUGACCCCGAGUGACCAAGGGGACAUUCCAGACCAUGGAACAUCCUGCUCGGUGUGUAAGGCAGGGGAAGAAGGAGGAAGGGGAGGAUGUUUGCCCUGAUGCCAUUUGUCUUCCCGAGUCACCGUGAGGCCCGCGGCGAGGGCAGUGCAAUGGCUCCCACGGUGAAAGAAUGCCUGGAGCUGCAGCUGCUGGAGGUGGAAAUGCUCCUGUCGAUGUUCCCCAAAAGAGGAGAGUUCACUCUGGAUGCGGAUGCCGUGCCCAGCAUCCGGCGGUACCUGGGGAAUGCUGAGGGAGCCCUGCCCCCGCAGCUGGAAUAUCGCAUCGCUCUCGAUGUGGGGGAGGCGAAGGCAAAGGUGGAAUUGCAGGUUCUCCUGCCUCAUAUGUACCCUCAUGUGGCUCCUCAGCUUUUUGCCAGAUCAGAUGCUCUGCACAGACAGCAACAGUUGCAGCUCAACACGCGUCUCAUGUCUCACAUCAGCUCUCUGGAUCCAGGAGAUCUGUGUGUAUGUGAGGCUGUGCAGUGGGUGAAGGACAACACCCUGCCCUUCCUGGAAACCUGUCAGGCCUCGUCUGAGUGUGCUCCUGAAGAAGUCAGGGUUAAGGAAAUGCUGCAUCGCAUGUGGAUCUACAGCCAUCACAUAUACAGGCAGGAACUCAGGAAAAAGAUCUUUGACUGUGCUAAGAAGUUAAAUCUGACUGGCUUCUGCCUGACUGGGAAACCUGGUGUCAUCUGUGUGGAGGGACUCCAGGAAAACUGUGAGGAGUUCUGGCGUGUUAUUAGAUAUCCCAACUGGAAGCAUAUUUCAUGCAAGCAUGUGGAGAAUAUAGAAACAGAGGGAAGCAUUGAUAACCUUCGUCUCUUUCACAGUUUUGAAGACCUGCAGUUUCAGGCACAUGGUGAUUAUGGCCUGAGGAAUGACUAUCACAUGGAUCUUGGCCAGUUUCUAGAAUUCCUAAAACAGCAUCAAAGUGGACACAUUUUUCAGAUUUUAUUUGGUGUUGAAGGCAAACUUUCAGACAAUUGAGAGAAACUGAGUUCUAAUUCUGUAGAGCAAGAGGUGUUGCUAACACUGAAAUAUUUUGCCUUACAGCUACUGUGAAAAAGGAAACUUUUAACAUCUGAGAUGAAUGGUUAAAGUAGUUAAUCCCAGCUUUUGUGCUAAACUGCCAUGAAUUUUUGAGACGUGUUCACUAAUUUUUUAAGACUCUAAAACUGGCAGUUGUCUCUGUAAGCCAUGCCUCAAAGCACUUGCAAGGUGAUAAAUAUUCCAGUGUGUCAGGAAUUAUACACUUCUGUCUUCUCAUCUGUACUGUGCUGUGUGAGUUUAUUCCCAUCUCAUCUGAACCUACUCUCUUACAGUUUAAAACAUUCCCCCUGUCUUGUCAUUAUAUGCACUUGUAAAAAAGUCCAGCUUUCUUGUAGUACAGGUCCCUUCGGGUACUAGAAGGUGCUAUAGGUCUUGCCAAAGCCUACUUCUUCUCCAGGCCGAACAAUCCCAUUUCUCUCAGGCAGUUAUCUAGGAGAGAUACUCCAGCCCUCUGACCAUUUUUUGUGGCCCUCCUCUGGACUUGCUCUAGCAGGUCUGUGUGUUCCUUUUAUGUUCAUUUGGGGUCUCACAAAAGUGGAGCAGAGGGUGAGAAUCACCUCCCUCAGCUUGCUGGUCAUGCUGCUUUUGAUGCAGCCUAGGGUACAGCUGGCUUUCUUGGUUUCAACUGCACAUCACUGACUCAUGUUGAGCUUCUUCUCUACCAGUGCCAAGUCCCUCUCCUCAGAGGUGCUCUCCACCCAGUCUGUGUUUGUGCUUGGGAUUGCCCCAACCCAGGGGCAGGACCUUGCACUCAGCCUUCAGCACCACAAGGCUUGCAUUUCCCACCUCUCCAGGUCCCUCUGGAUAACAUCCCUUCCCUCCAGUGUGCUGACUGCUCCUUGCAGCUUGGUGCCACCAGCAGACCUGCUGGGGGUGCAGUUGGUCCCACUGGCCGUGUCACCAACAGCCAUGUUAAUACCAGCCCCUGAGGAAUGCCACUGCCACUGGUCUCACUUGGACACUGAGCCAUUGACUGCAACUCUUUACAACCAACCACCUGACCUACCCAGUGGUUCAUCCAUCAAAUCCAUGUCUCUUCAGUUAAGGAUGUCAUGAGGCAAAGUGUCGGUCCGGUUAUGUUAAUAACAAUUUUUCAUCUGUUCAGUUUGUGGCAUUUUAUGUUUACACUCUUAGGCCAAACACCUUGGAAAUGAAAAUAGGUCAGAUGAGACAAAGUUUCGUUUUCCUCGCUACAUUACAUAAGAAAAUACAUGUAUAAUACAGAAAAUAGGAAAAAUCCCCUAUCUAUAUAUAUAUACAUAUAUUUUUUUUAAUAUGACAUAAAAAUACAAAUAACUUGAAGAGUCCUUUCUAUGUCAAAUUAGUGUGGAGAGAAUUUUCCAGCAGCUUGUAGUAGGCAAUGCUGUUAAUGGUUCAUUAGGCAGUGUUUUACUGCAGGGAAGCGUGCUGAGUGUGGAUGUGGAUGGUGAGUGUUCCAGUUUGUAAUGCAUGAUCAUAUUUAAAUAUAAUAUGUAUAAUAUAAUGUGUAUCAAUAUGUUUCAAUAUAAUAUAUAGUUAAAGAACACUACUGAAAAGUCCCCUUGAAGGAACAGCAGCCCACCACCUCCCACUCUGUGCCUGAGUGCCUUCAUGUGAAAAAGCAGACUCACUGCUGAGCUGCACCACUCCAACACCCAGGCACUCAGCAGCACCUGGUUAAAGUGUGUUUCAGCACACUUAGCUGAUGAGAACAUAAAUAACAGAUAUUACUUUAUUUCAAAUUAAGUACAGGGAAGUGUUUUAAUACCCUUCUCACAAUAGCAAUACAUUGAAAUGCAGAGGAUGGCAUUGAAAUGCAGAGUGUUUCUGGUUGCUCAGAAUAUGAUUAAUGUAUUUUUCUUCACUGUGGUAGGUUGUGAUAAGUGUACUGUUGUGUGAUCGUAACUUCUGCCAAAAGCACAGUGAAACAAAAAUGUUGACACGUUCCCAUUAGGCAGUGAGGGAGCAAGUGCCUCUCUUUCUGAAUCUGGGACCUGUAAUCUGCAGCUGUGACAGAGCUGAGGGGCCAGACAAGUGAAAUUAGUAUUUGGUUUUCUAGAGAUAAUCUCUCUAGUAAAGAUUAGAGAGAAACAGAUGGUAGAAAAAAUGUUUAAGUAACCUUUGUUUCCAGAACCAUCCAGAAAAUAUUUUACAUUUUUCUUGGAGUGUUAAUUGUUACCAACUAAUAAUUCCUUAAAGUCUAUUCCUGGCAUUUUGAUGCCUCCCUUUUUGUCAGGAACAUGGAGUUCAAGAAAUUAGCACAAACAUUUGUAAUGGAUCAGAACAGUGCUUAUCUUGGUGGGGGAAUUAAAUCCUUGAUCUUACACAGGACAUCACCUUAGCUAAUGUUAAAUGUUAGUAUUGUUAAAUGUUAUUGUUAGUAGUGUUAAAAUGUUCUGAUUAGAUGUGAACAAAAGGUUCUGCAGAUUUGGUUCUAGAAAAUUUUCAUUUCGUAACUCCACACAAGAGUGAUCAGUAAACAUUUUCUCUGGAAUAAAACAUUCUAACCUUAUGGUUGUUUAAAGUUUGGGAUUUUUUAAAAAAUAAUAGGUUUACAAAUUAUGCAAGUUACACUGUGACUGUAAUGGAUAAAAUAUCAAAUGUAUUUUUAAAUGCCCA